CCGUCCGCCCUCGCGCCCGCGCCGCGCGCCCUCCGGCUCCCGCCCAGCCUGUGCUGCUACCGCGGCCGCCGGAGAAGCAACUUCUCGAGCGCCCGCGACCGGCGGGACCUCGGCGCCGUCCCCGGUCCAGCGCCGAGCGCCGAGGCCAUGGACACGCUGGCCGGGCUGCUGCCCCCGCUCCUGCUGCUCUGCGCGCAGCAGCCCCCCGGCGCCAGAGCGAUGAACGAUAUUGGGGACUAUGUUGGCUCUAACCUGGAGAUAUCCUGGCUCCCCAACCUGGACGGCUUGAUGGAGGGCUAUGCUCGCAACUUCCGGCCGGGCAUCGGAGGGCCCCCUGUGAACGUGGCCCUCGCCAUCGAGGUGGCCAGCAUCGACCACAUCUCGGAGGUGAACAUGGAGUACACCAUGACCGUGUUUCUGCACCAGAGCUGGCGGGACAGCAGGCUGGCCUACAACCACACCAACGAGACUCUGGGGCUGGACAGCCGCUUCGUGGACAAGCUGUGGCUCCCAGACACCUUCAUUGUGAAUGCCAAGUCUGCCUGGUUCCACGACGUGACGGUGGAGAACAAGCUCAUCCGGCUGCAGCCCGACGGGGUGAUCCUCUACAGCGUCCGAAUCACGUCCACAGUGGCCUGCGACAUGGACCUGGCCAAGUACCCCAUGGACGAGCAGGAGUGCAUGCUGCUCCUGGAGAGCUAUGGCUACUCGUCCGAGGAUGUCGUGUACUACUGGUCAGAGAACCAGGAGCGGAUCCACGGGCUCAACGAGCUGCACCUGGCCCAGUUCACCAUCACCAGCUACCGCUUCGCCACUGAGCUGAGAAACUUCAAAUCCGCCGGCCAGUUCCCCCGGCUCAGCCUGCAUUUCCGCCUCCGGAGGAACCGCGGCGUCUACAUCAUCCAGUCCUACAUGCCGUCCGUCCUCCUCGUCGCCAUGUCCUGGGUCUCCUUCUGGAUCAGCCAAGCAGCGGUGCCGGCCAGGGUGUCUCUAGGUAUCACCACGGUGCUCACCAUGACCACGCUGAUGGUCAGUGCCCGCUCCUCCCUCCCGCGGGCCUCGGCCAUCAAGGCACUUGAUGUGUAUUUCUGGAUCUGCUAUGUCUUCGUGUUUGCCGCCUUGGUGGAGUACGCCUUCGCCCACUUCAAUGCUGACUACAGGAAGAAGCAGAAGGCCAAGGUCAAGGUCAAGGAGCAGAAAGCAGAGGUGGAUGUGAAGAAUGCCAUCGUGCUCCUCUCCCUGUCAGCCGCCGGCGCCACCCAGGAGCUGGCCGUGUCCCGCCGGCACUGCCGCGGGCCUGGGAACCUCAUGGGCUCCUACAGGUGUGUGGAGAUGGAGACCGGAGAGGCCAAGAAGCAGGCGGCGGGCCGCUCGGGGGGUCAGGGGGGCCUCCGUGCACUUUUCAAGCGCGUUGACGCCGACACCAUUGACGUCUAUGCCCGCGUGGUGUUCCCGGCGGCCUUCGUGGCCGUCAACGUCCUCUACUGGGCGGCCUACACCAUGUGAGGCCGGAGGCGAGGCCUCGCCUGUCCUGGAGCCCGCAGCCGCUGGGGAGAGGCUCUUGGGUUGAUCUGCCUGCUCUGCCAGUUUCGAAGGGGGCUAACAACAGCCGCAUAAAACUAGAGGAGAGCCUUGGCCUCCCUGAGGACCCCAGACUCUGUCCCCACCGGCUCCUGGAAGACCACCCUGGGGCUCUCCCAUGCACCCUUCCUGCGGACCCCUGGCCCGGGUCCUCCUGGACGGCAGACCCAGACUGACCUAGGGCUGAGCCACACAGGCUCAGGGCCCUGGAGGAACUCUGCGUUCGAUUCAAAAAACCAUCCCGAUGCUAGGCAUUUGCUCUGUGGGCCUGGGACCAGGUCCUGGGAGGCUGGGAAUGGGCGGGGCUACUUUCUCGGUGAGACGGUGGAGAAGGGCAUCCGUGGGCCUUCAGUCCCAGCAUGAAAUAAAAUGAAGCUUUUGGCUGCUGGCUGUGUUCUCUGUCGCUGGGGCUGAGCUGCAGCCGUGACCUCACUGACUGGAGAGCCGUCCUCUAGCUGUGGGCUCCUUGGGCUCCAGACCGAGGGACUUGGAGCUGUGUCCCCCAGGUGAGCCACGUGGCCAUGUCCUUGGGCAUUGGCGGGAGGGGCAGAGGUGC
Messenger RNA from Lutra lutra (Eurasian river otter), 2137 nucleotides. RefSeq names its product gamma-aminobutyric acid type A receptor subunit delta (gene GABRD). The record is from RefSeq and is a predicted model, not a curated record. Gene Ontology annotation, biological process: monoatomic ion transmembrane transport; signal transduction; chemical synaptic transmission. Bases 148 to 1506 code for a protein of 452 amino acids. Gene Ontology annotation, molecular function: GABA-A receptor activity; neurotransmitter receptor activity; extracellular ligand-gated monoatomic ion channel activity. The transcript is spliced from 9 exons. Lineage: Eukaryota; Metazoa; Chordata; Mammalia; Carnivora; Mustelidae. Gene Ontology annotation, cellular component: neuron projection; synapse; GABA-A receptor complex.